UCUCCACCUCUUCUCGACUUGAACACGGGCAACGCCUCAUAAUAAGGUGAGAGGUCUAGUACACGGACACCGAGUGUUAGGAAUCUAGCUGAGAGAGGUCAUGGACUCGGAGGCCAAUGGGAGCCUCGCCAACGAGAAGGCGCCGGAGACGGUCGGCGUCGGCCGGUACGUGGAGAUGGAGCAGGACGGCGACUCCAACACCGUCAAGUCGCGCCUCUCCGGCCUCCUCUGGCACGGCGGCUCGGCCUACGAUGCCUGGUUCAGCUGCGCCUCCAACCAGGUAGCUCAGGUGCUCCUGACCCUGCCCUACUCCUUCUCGCAACUGGGGAUGCUGAGCGGCAUCCUGUUCCAGCUCUUCUACGGCCUGAUGGGCAGCUGGACGGCGUACCUCAUCAGCAUCCUGUACGUGGAGUACCGGACCCGGAAGGAGAGGGAGAAGAAGGCCGACUUCAGGAACCACGUCAUCCAGUGGUUCGAGGUGCUGGACGGGCUGCUCGGGAGGCACUGGAGGAACGUCGGCCUGGCCUUCAACUGCACGUUCCUGCUCUUCGGCUCAGUCAUCCAGCUCAUCGCUUGCGCAAGCAACAUCUACUACAUCAACGACAAGCUGGACAAGCGGACGUGGACGUACAUCUUCGGCGCCUGCUGCGCCACCACGGUGUUCAUCCCGUCGUUCCACAACUACCGGAUCUGGUCCUUCCUGGGCCUCGUCAUGACCACCUACACGGCGUGGUACCUCGCCAUCGCCUCCAUCAUCCACGGCCAGGUUGAUGGCGUGAAACACUCCGGGCCGACCAUGAUGGUGCUCUACUUCACCGGGGCCACAAACAUCCUCUACACCUUCGGCGGGCACGCUGUUACUGUGGAGAUCAUGCACGCGAUGUGGAGGCCCCAGAAGUUCAAGGCGAUCUACCUGCUGGCGACGCUGUACGUGCUGACGCUGACGCUGCCGUCGGCGGCGAGCGUGUACUGGGCGUUCGGUGACCAGCUGCUGACCCACUCCAACGCGUUCGCCCUGCUCCCGCGCACGGCGUUCCGCGACGCCGCCGUCGUGCUCAUGCUCGUCCACCAGUUCAUCACCUUCGGCUUUGCAUGCACGCCGCUCUACUUCGUGUGGGAGAAGCUCAUCGGACUCCACGACUGCCGCAGCCUCUGCAAGCGCGCCGCCGCGCGACUCCCCGUCGUCGUGCCCAUCUGGUUCCUCGCCAUCGUCUUCCCCUUCUUCGGGCCCAUCAACUCCGCCGUCGGCUCCCUCCUCGUCAGCUUCACCGUCUACAUCAUCCCGGCGCUGGCGCACAUGAUCACCUUCCGCUCCGCGAGCGCCCGUGAGGAAUUUGGUAGCUUGUCGUCGCACGCAGCACCGUCGCACGCCUAUGUUCUUUGGGCAUUUCAUAGCUUGCUCACUUUGCACAGCUAGCCCCUGGCUCUUGCAUGCGUUGAUGCCACUUUGCACAGCAGCCUAAAUAUUCACGAGACUCAGUAGUCAUUCAAUUGGGCCCCACCUUCUACAAGGCAAAAUGUUGCUAGUACAUAAAGCUCUAGUAGUACUAAUGAUUAGUGCUGAAAUCAUUAGGGUUCUAAUGAACGCUGCCUCUCUGCUAGGUUGUCGGUAGUUCGUACCACUGUUACUGAAAGUCUGAAACAUAAGACAAAACAACAGCAGUGUCAAACUGUCUUUUUACGAAGUGGGUAGUCCGUUCCGUUCCGUACUAGCAAGAAAGAAGAGAAAGGAUGGCGCAAAGCUAAGCGACAAAGCGAAAGAACGUUAGAACCAGAAUAAGGCCAUGUUUAGUUCACCCCCAAAUUCCAACUUUGACACUAUGCAAAAAGAAGAUUCCCCAUCACAUCAAACUUGUGGUACAUGCAUGGAGUACUAAAUGUAGACGAAAUCAAAAACUAAUUGCACAGUUUUGUUGUACUUUGCGAGACGAAUCUUUUGAGCCUAAUUAGUCAAUAUUUGGACAAUAAUUCACAAAUACAAACGAAAUGCUACAGUGUCGCUACAGUAUUUUGGUUGUCCCAAUUUGGGCAACUAAACAAGGCCUAAAGAUGCUUUAUCUGCAGGAAAUUUUUGUACCACUAUCUAGAAAGAAGAAAAGAAUAGAAACCUUGUAGGCUUGUA
Molecule: messenger RNA, 2122 nt
Organism: Setaria italica (foxtail millet)
Lineage: Eukaryota; Viridiplantae; Streptophyta; Magnoliopsida; Poales; Poaceae
Product: auxin transporter-like protein 2
Exons: 7
Coding region: 101-1417 (438 amino acids)
Cellular component (GO): plasma membrane
Source: RefSeq, a predicted model, not a curated record